Molecule: messenger RNA, 1311 nt
Organism: Actinia tenebrosa (Australian red waratah sea anemone)
Lineage: Eukaryota; Metazoa; Cnidaria; Anthozoa; Actiniaria; Actiniidae
Product: tumor necrosis factor alpha-induced protein 8-like protein 1
Biological process (GO): regulation of apoptotic process
Cellular component (GO): cytoplasm
Source: RefSeq, a predicted model, not a curated record
GUUUUAUGCUGUCCAUCAUAGUUGACUUGGUUGAAUAGUAGUGUAUUUCACUUUGCCUUUUUGAUCAACUACUUGCAUGUUUGAGUUGCCACACAAGAUUGCUGCCUCAGAAACCUUGAUAUAACCGACUACAGACAAAAUUACAUUGUACGGUCAGUAAAAGGACGAGACCAACAUGGCGGAUGGAGGUGGUUUCAGCUCAAAGAGCUUCGGUCUGCGAGCGCAGAAAAAGAUUCUUGGUAARAUGGCAUCGAAGAACGUAGCAAAGGCUUUCGUUGAUGAUGCGACAGGUGAUCUACUGGAUAACCUUUACAAAAUCGCCAAACUCAACGGUUCGACAAAAAAGGAAGCAGAAAAGCUAAUCAAAAAUCUCGUUAAAAUAGUAGUGAAGAUCAGCAUAUUGUACAGGAACGACCAGUUCAGCAAAGAAGAAAUUGUAAUCGCUGACAAAUUUAGAAAGACAUUUCGAUCUGCUGCCAUGACGUUCAUCAGUUUUUAUGAGGUGGAUUUUUCAUUCGAUCGUCAGUUCCUUACCAAUAGCCUGGAGGCGUGUAAAGGGCUUUUACAUCAACUUGUUCAACGCCAUCUAACUCCCAAAUCUCACGGCAGAAUUGACCAUGUCUUUAAUUAUUUUGGCAAUGGUGCCCUGUUAGAACGAGUAUUCGAACCAACAGGACCAUAUCGAGGAAUCGUAAAAAACAUGGCGGAUGAACUAAACAAGCUAAUGGAAGAUGAUAACUUGUAAACAUAACAAAAUAAGCUUAAAGCUUAUGUCAAGAUUCGAAGAGUAAGAAAAAGGGCAGCAGCCUUCGAUAUUAUUAUUAUCGUGUUAUCGAGUUGGUAUCUAGUUUAUUUCAGCUCACUGAUUAUUGAAAAUCGAUGAUCAAUUUUCAGCUUACUUAAUGCAAACAAACAUACGAAUGUGUGCACAGUUAGUCAAUCCUCCUCCUCAGCACAGACCUUUUAUGUAACAAUGACUUUAAAAUAUAUUACUGAUGUAUACAGGUCAGAUUUUCGAAUGUCUGUUUUGAACCCUUCUUAUUCUUUACGYUGUUUACCUGUUUCAGACCUAACUAAUAUCCUAUUACAGAUGGUAGCUUUAGAUAGUUCGUAAGGCAAUCUCGAAUCACUAGGCCGAAUUUUGAUUAAACAUUCUGUUGGCUAAAAAAUAUUCAMGUCGACCUCUACUGUGUUAAUGGAAAGUCUUCAUGGUGAUUUUAUGGCACCUGCCUAACAGAGAGAUUAUAAUUUGAAUGAGAACAAUGACUUAUGAGAAAUCAAAAAUUGAGAAAUAUAUGCAUUUCAUUUUUA